Plasmopara halstedii is the source of this 567-nucleotide messenger RNA. Its product is annotated as polyprotein. The coding region runs from base 1 to 567 and encodes 188 amino acids. The transcript has a single exon. The record is from RefSeq and is a predicted model, not a curated record. NCBI's taxonomy places the organism in Eukaryota, Oomycota, Peronosporomycetes, Peronosporales, Peronosporaceae.
AUGGCCGUCAAGGAAGAGAGUGACAUCACGGAGGCCUGGCUGGUAAAUGAUGCCAAGGCGCUCGGCAUCAUCGCUCAAGGCGUUGAGACCCAGCACCAGACCAAGAUUCCGUCGGCUACGCGCGCCAUGGAAGCAUGGGGAACCCUCCGCGAUUUCUACAAUCGCUCGACUCCCCACAACCGUGUGGUGAUGACUCGUCGACAGCACGAGUUCAAGACGGAAAGUGGGACAAGCAUAACAGAGCAUAUGGACUCUUUUAAUGAGCUGGUAGUGGGACUCCAGACUACGGGAGAGCCAGUUGAUGAUUCACGUCAACUGGUGUUCCUUUUCAGCAGUCUGCCGUCAGGGUAUGACUUAAUUUUGGCGAUUGUGGAGAAUGCGAAGGAUAUCACGUUGAUUAAAGUCAAGGAGAAGCUGCUUAAGGAAUCGGGGAAACUUCAAAAGAAAGAAGCUACGGAGAAAGCGUUUCGCGUUAAUGGAAACGCUAGAAGAUUCAAAGGUGGACGUGACAAUGGACUGAUGGGUAGUCCUUUACGCAAUCGGGGGAUUAAAGGGCAAGUGUUUUAA